Messenger RNA from Cucurbita pepo subsp. pepo (vegetable marrow), 4543 nucleotides. The record is from RefSeq and is a predicted model, not a curated record. NCBI's taxonomy places the organism in Eukaryota, Viridiplantae, Streptophyta, Magnoliopsida, Cucurbitales, Cucurbitaceae.
AUGAAACACAUCAUGGCAUUCAUGGUGAUGAUAAUGGAGAUUGCCAUAUUAUCAACAGCCUUGGCCAUGGUAGCAUCUCGAGCCUUACCCGGGUGUGACGAACAGUGUGGCGACGUGCAGAUUCCAUAUCCAUUCGGCAUCAAAGAAGGGUGCUAUCUCAAUCAAAAUUUCUCGAUCACUUGCAACAAAACGAUCGCAAUGGACCUUCACGUGUUGCAGCCAGUAGUGCGAACUUGCUAUGACCAAGUAAAUGGUAGUUUUGUUCCCAAGGAAUCCAAUCUUUCUUUGCCGGCCAUGUUCUCAAUUUCUGGUACCAAAAACAGGUUCGUUACCAUUGGGUGCAACACUCUUAGUGUAAUCGCUGGAAAUCACCAAGGGAGUUUGUAUGGAAGUGGGUGUCUUUCGGUGUGUUUAAAUAAGAGUAGUGUAGUUAAUGGGCCGUGUUCUGGCAAUGGGUGCUGUCAGUUGGAGUUUCCAAAUGGGUUAACCAAUUUGAGUUUGGCGGUGAGUGGGUUUUUGAAUUUCACUGACGUAAGGACAUUCAAUCCCUGUGGGUAUGCUUUUGUAAUUGAAGCUGAUAGGUUCCGGUUUUUGUCACGUUAUAUUGAGAAUUUUGAAGAGGAAGUUGAGGUUGUGCUUGAUUGGGGCAUUAGAAAUGAAACAAGAUUUGAAUGUGGAUCAAACACCACAAGGAGUAGUAUCCUUGAUGGAACUGAAUAUCGUUGCCAAUGCUUGGAUGGUUACGAUGGGAAUCCAUAUCUCCCUCAAGGAUGCCAAGAUGUGAAUGAAUGCAAGUCUGGAUGGCUGAAUGACUGUAUGCACAAGGCCAAGUGUAUUAACACUGAAGGAAACUAUACCUGUCGUUGUCCUAAGAACUUCCAUGGAGAUGGAAGAGAAGGCGGAGAAGGUUGCACCAAAAAUUCCACCUCUUCCAUUCCUAUCAUAAUUGGAAUUGGGUUAGGCCUCGUAGUUCUACUAAUUGCCAUCACAACCAUAUACUUAUGCUAUAAAAAGUUGAAGUUCAUCAAACAAAAACAGCGUUUUUUCCACAAAAACGGAGGCUUUGUGCUUCAACGACAGCUUUCUCAAUGCAAUUCACCUAAAGACAUCGUAAGAAUCUUCAGCCAAGAAGAGUUAGAGAAGGCCACCAACAACUACGCCAAAGACACCAUUGCUGGCAAUGGUGGCUACGGUACCGUUUACAAAGGUGUCUUGGACGAUGGACUCACGGUUGCAAUCAAGAAAUCAAAAUUCAUGGACGAAUCCCAAACAUCCCAAUUCAUCAAUGAAGUCGUUGUUCUUUCCCAAAUCAACCAUCGAAACGUGGUCAAGCUCUUAGGGUGUUGUUUGGAGACCCAAGUCCCAUUGUUGGUCUACGAGUUCGUCACCAACGGCACCCUCUUCGAUCACAUUCAUGACACUACCAAACACGUCCCACUUUCUUGGGAAGCUCGCUUGAGAAUCGCUUCGGAAACAGCCGGUGUCAUUUCGUAUUUGCAUUCUUCAGCUUCUAUUCCCAUCAUCCAUAGAGAUAUCAAGACCACCAACAUACUUUUAGACGAUAAUUACACUGCAAAGGUCUCUGAUUUUGGUGCUUCCAAGUUGGUUCCUAUGGAUCAAACUCAGCUAACCACGCUCGUGCAGGGGACUCUUGGGUACUUAGACCCUGAGUACUUAUUGACGAGCGAGUUAACUGAGAAGAGUGACGUGUAUAGCUUUGAAAUUGUGCUUCUGGAGCUUAUAACGGGAAAGAAAGCGGUGAGGUUUGAUGGGCCGGAAGAAGAUCGAAACCUAGCGAUGUAUGUCCUUUGUGCAAUAAAAGAAGAGCGUUUGGAAGAAGUGGUGGAGAAGGGAAUGGUGAGUGAGGCAAACAUGGAGCAAAUAAAGGAAGUGGCUAAGGUAGCAAGAGAGUGUGUAAGAAUCAAAGGGGAGGAGAGGCCGAGCAUGAAGGAGGUGGCUAUGGAGUUGGAGGGGCUGCGGGCAACGAAGGGUGAGCAUUCAUGGGCCAAUGUCAAUUUAUCCAGCGCAGAAGAGACGGUGUAUUUGCUGGAUGGAGCAUCCGAGUCGAGCCAAUUGGUUGGGAGUGGAAGUAUGGGCACUGUGGGGAAUAGCAUAAAGCUGGAAAUAACACUCAUAGAGCAUGGUAGAUAUCUUUACAAUUUCUACACACCAACAACACCCAUUUGUCCUCUCAUGGUGAUGAAGAUCAAACCCAUCAUGACAUUCUUGGUGAUGAUGAACAUAGCCAUAUUAUCAACACCCUUGGUCGUGGAAGCAUCUGAAGCCUUACCCGGGUGCGACGAAUGGUGUGGCAAGGUGCACAUUCCAUAUCCAUUCGGCAUAAAAAAAGGGUGCUAUCUCAAUCAAAAUUUCUCGAUUACUUGCCACAAAACCGGACCUCCAAAGGCAGAGGCGUUUCUAAUGCAUACCAAUAUUAGGGUUAUGAAUAUAUCUACUAACGGUGAGCUUCACGUGUUGCGGCCGAUAGUGCGAAAUUGUUACAGCUACGGAGAUAAUUAUUUAGAUAUGAACGAAACGGAUCUUUCUGUGCCGACCAUGUACCCACUUUCUCGUUCCAAAAAUAAGUUCAUUACCAUUGGGUGCAAUCAUGUUGGGUUAAUCUUGGGGGACGACCAAGGGACUAACGUUGAAAGUGGGUGUAUUUCGGUGUGUACGAGGAGAAGUAGUGUCGUUGAUGGGUUGUGUUCUGGAAGUGGGUGCUGUCAGUUGGAUAUUCCAAAAGGGUUAACCAAUUUGAGUUUGGCGGUGGGUGAGUUGUUGAAUUACACUGAAAUACGGAAAUUCAGUCCCUGUGGGUAUGCUUUUAUAAUUGAAGCUAAGAGGUUCCAGUUUUUGUCAAGUUAUAUUGAUAAGUUUGAAGAGAAGGAAGUUGAGGUUGUGCUUAGUUGGGGCAUUAGAAAAGAAUUAGAACUUGAUUGUGGACUAAACGCCAGAAGGAAUAAUAGUAUCUUUAGUGAAACUCAUUAUCGUUGCCAAUGCUUGGAUGGUUACCAGGGGAAUCCAUAUCUCCCUCAAGGAUGCCAAGAUGUGGAUGAAUGCACGUAUCCAUGGCUGAAUGACUGUGAGCACAAGGACAAGUGUUCUAACACUGAAGGAAACUAUACCUGCCAUUGUCCUAAGAACUUCCAUGGAGAUGGAAGAAAAGGCGGAAAAGGUUGCACCCAAAAUCCCACCUCUUCCAUUCCUAUCAUCAUUGGAAUUGGGUUAGGCCUCGUAGUUCUACUAAUUGCCAUCACAACCAUAUACUUAUGCUAUAAAAAGUUGAAGUUCAUCAAACAAAAACAGCGUUUUUUCCACAAAAACGGAGGCUUUGUGCUUCAACGACAGCUUUCUCAAUGCAAUUCACCUAAAGACAUCGUAAGAAUCUUCAGCCAAGAAGAGUUAGAGAAGGCCACCAACAACUACGCCAAAGACACCAUUGCUGGCAAAGGUGGCUACGGUACCGUUUACAAAGGUGUCUUGGACGAUGGACUCACCGUUGCAAUCAAGAAAUCAAAAUUCAUGGACGAAUCCCAAACAUCCCAAUUCAUCAAUGAAGUCGUUGUUCUUUCCCAAAUCAACCAUCGAAACGUGGUCAAGCUCUUAGGGUGUUGUUUGGAGACCCAAGUUCCAUUGUUGGUCUACGAGUUCGUCACCAACGGUACCCUCUUCGAUCACAUCCAUGACACUACCAAACACGUCCCACUUUCUUGGGAAGCUCGCUUGAGAAUCGCUUCAGAAACAGCCGGAGUCAUUUCGUAUUUGCAUUCGUCAGCUUCUAUUCCCAUAAUCCACAGAGAUAUCAAGACGACCAACAUACUUUUAGAUGAUAAUUACACUGCAAAGGUCUCUGAUUUUGGUGCUUCCAAGUUGGUUCCUAAGGAUCACACUCAGCUAACCACGCUCGUGCAAGGGACUCUUGGGUACUUAGACCCUGAGUACUUAUUAACGAGCGAGUUAACUGAGAAGAGUGAUGUGUAUAGCUUUGGAAUUGUGGUUCUGGAGCUUAUAACGGGGAAGAAAGCGGUGAGGUUUGAUGGGCCGGAAGAAGAUCGAAAUCUAGCCAUGUAUGUCCUUUGUGCAAUGAAAGAAGAGCGUUUUGAAGAAGUGGUGGAGAAGGGAAUGGUGAGUGAGGCAAACAUGGAGCAAAUAAAGGAAGUGGCUAAGGUAGCAAGAGAGUGUGUAAGAAUCAAAGGGGAGGAGAGGCCGAGCAUGAAGGAAGUGGCUAUGGAGUUGGAGGGGCUGCGAGCAACGAAGGGUGAGCAUUCAUGGGCCAAUGAUAGCCUAUCCGCCGCACAAGAGUCGAGCCCAUUUGUUGAGAGUGGAAGUAUGGGCGCUGUGGAUGAUAGCAUAAAGCUGGAAUUGCCACAUGUCGAACAUGGUAGAUGAUCUUAUCAUAAAUGUUUUUAUUUAGUGCAGAUUUCCUUUCUUAAUUUAGAUCUCGUGUCUUAAUCUUGUUCAUCAAUUUUCAGUAGAACAAAAUAAAGCUGUAAAUAUCAUGUGUGUUUGGUUGGAAAGAGGAGUGAAAGUAUUCCUUUUAUAA